UUACAGGCGUGAAGUUCUGGAUCGACAGGCUUUCAAUUUAUCAGUGAAGAAACAAACGGGAGGCAAGAAAGGGCGGCUAGACCAAUAGGUUUGGAAGACGUCCAGACGUGGAUACUACGCAAUAUUAAUGUUUAUUGGAUGACAACCAGUAGCGCAAAACACGACCUACCAUAUGUGCCGGGUGCACAUCAUCAUGAAUUCGCGUUACCUAAUGGUGAUGCGCAUGGACAUGAAAGAUGCGCCACCUCAGCUGGCUUGCCUUUAACAAAAUCGGAAAGUACGGACGGUAGAAAGAAGUUGCCGAACGGCAUGUUGCGGGUGCAUCGUAUAAUGACUGAGGAAGAACUUGCGCAGGGUAAAGAACCGCGUUGGACGGAGCUCGAGAUACGCGGUCGCAAUCUAAGUCCAUUUUUGUGGGAAAUGAGAUGUCUUACCGCCCUUUUCUUGUACAAAAACCAUCUGACGAGAAUUCCUUGUGAAAUUUCGAAGUUAGAGAACUUGACAGUGCUGGAUUUGUCUGAAAAUAAACUACGUAGUCUGCCAGCUGAGCUGGGCGAUAUGAUCUCUUUAUGUCACCUUUACCUCAAUGGCAACCAAAUAAGGGUCCUCCCAUACGAGCUGGGCAAGCUGUUUCGUUUACAAACCCUUGAUCUUCGGUCAAAUCCUCUUUCUCCCGAAAUUAAUAAAAUUUAUUAUGAAGCUGGACCUCAGAAACUGCUUCGAUUUCUGUUAGAUCAUCUGGCAAUAAAUGCGACAGUACCUCCGGAUCGCCAGUGGGUGAUGAUAAGGCACGCGGAUCCUGAAAGACCGAUCGCGACGUUCACUGUUCUUUGCUAUAACGUUCUGUGUGAUAAAUACGCCACAAACAGUCUCUACUCAUAUUGUCCAUCCUGGGCUCUCAAUUGGGAAUAUCGAAAAGCAGCAAUUUUAAAGGAGAUCCGACAUUACGAAGCUGAUAUUAUCACCUUGCAAGAAGUGGAGACUGAACAGUUCCGUUGCCUUUUUCAACCUGAGUUAGAGCAAAUCGGCUAUGCGGGCAUUUUUUCACCAAAAUCACGGGCGAAAACGAUGGGUGAGGAAGAACGGAAAUUUGUUGACGGUUGUGCGAUCUUUUGGAAGUAUGACAAAUUUGAGCUGGAGAAAGAACAUCUCAUUGAGUUUACUCAGGUAGCUAUCAGGAAAGCUCCAACAAGUGAGAAAAUCUUGAAUCGUGUUAUGCCAAAGGAUAACAUUGCUCUUUGUGCUGUUUUCAAAAUCAAAGAAAAUGUCUACGCCAAUCGACAAAUGACUAUGGCUCCAAGCGACAAUGUGGUUGGAAAUCCACUUGUUGUGAGUACCGCACAUAUUCACUGGGAUCCAGAAUUUUGCGAUGUAAAGCUGAUUCAGUCCAUGAUGUUGGUGCAGGAGAUAAAUACCUUGCUGGAUGAAAUAUCGGAAAGAUAUCGUAUAACACCACAGCAGAUACCAGUUCUAAUUUGUGGCGAUCUCAAUUCACUUCCUGAAUCAGGAGUUGUGGAGUUUCUGUCGAAGGGAGCAAUUUCAAGGGAGCAUCCGGAUCUCAAGGAAUUCCGUCAGGAUCCUUGUAUUACACGUUUUAGUGCGUCCGAUGAUCCGACGGUUUAUACCCACGCACUCAGACUUGACUGCGCUGUGGACCCUAACUCAAUGCCGUUUACAAAUUACACGCUUGAAUUUAAAGGUGUUAUCGACUACAUCUUCUCAACACCGCAGUCAUUAGCUCGUUUGGGAGUAUUAGGACCGCUGAAUAUGGAAUGGGUACUGGCAAAUAAAAUAAUCGGUUUUCCACAUCCCCACGUGCCCUCAGAUCACGUUCCAAUAAUGGCCCAGUUUGCAAUCAUCCCAACAACCCAUCAGCGUACUCAGCCUGUUGUCCACCACUAUGGUAACAGUCAUUCCAGUUCAUUUGGUGCUGUUGGUCGAUAAAAAUUCACGAAUUUUCGUCUUCAAUUUGCACAGUCUCAGGAAGUAGUUUGUAUUCAUUUUAAUCGUCUCAUUUUCAUCCGUUGCUUCUAUUUCUUAAUUGAGGCGGAACUUUAAUAUGUGGGAUUAGUUUAACCUGAAGUAUGAUAUUUUGUUUCAUACAAUAUUUAGUCUCGAAGCAAGAGUAGGGCUUGGGUAUUAAAGCAAACACAGUUGUGGUUCAUUGAAAACUGACUUUUUCGGAGGAAAUACGAAAUCGUUAGUGGCUGGAGAAUUUAUGAGUGUGAAAAGUUGCAAUAAUUGGAAGAAAUCAUGGAAUGUAUUCGUGUGUUUGGUCCGUACUAAUGAUAGUCAACAAUAAUUAACUAUGCUUCACUGAGUUACUGCUGCUGUCAACAAAGAUGUCCGAUUAGUUUAGGCUGUUUGUGCCUUUUUAAUUUUGCGUCGAGGAAUGUAUUCUACCAUGUAAUUGUUCACUUUUCAUUCCAGGCACCGAUCAAUUUAGGCUUUUAUGUGUUUUUUGGCGAAUUGUUCAACCAAAUUCCUCAAGAAAUUUUUUGUGUUACGAUAAUCUCGUGAGGGAUAUUUCCAGUUUUUGUCGUUGGAUACUAAGUUUUACAUCCCUUCCAG
This is a messenger RNA of Loa loa (African eye worm), 2571 nucleotides long. RefSeq names its product CCR4-NOT transcription complex subunit 6 family protein. Bases 139 to 1944 code for a protein of 601 amino acids. Gene Ontology annotation, biological process: nuclear-transcribed mRNA poly(A) tail shortening. The record is from RefSeq and is a predicted model, not a curated record. Gene Ontology annotation, molecular function: protein binding; poly(A)-specific ribonuclease activity. Lineage: Eukaryota; Metazoa; Nematoda; Chromadorea; Rhabditida; Onchocercidae. The transcript has 13 exons. Gene Ontology annotation, cellular component: cytoplasm; nucleus; CCR4-NOT complex.